Molecule: messenger RNA, 1289 nt
Organism: Capsella rubella
Lineage: Eukaryota; Viridiplantae; Streptophyta; Magnoliopsida; Brassicales; Brassicaceae
Product: proline iminopeptidase
Exons: 11
Coding region: 186-1157 (323 amino acids)
Biological process (GO): proteolysis
Cellular component (GO): cytoplasm
Molecular function (GO): aminopeptidase activity
Source: RefSeq, a predicted model, not a curated record
GACUUAUCAUCAUCCCUCAUAGUUAUUUACUUCCACCGACCUCUUCGUCCUUUUGCUUCAGUGCUCGAUCUUUCCCACAAAACCAUAACAAUCUCAAUCUCUCAUUCCCAGUGGUACAAAGCGAGAUUAAGUUUCGCCCGAUUCGUGUUAGUUGUGGUAAGAGUGAGGUGUUGAAGAGUGAUUUGAUGGAACCUGAAGCAGAAAGGAGAAACCUUUAUUCUCCCAUUGAGCCAUAUAACACUGGGAAUUUAAAGGUUUCUGAUGUUCAUACACUUUACUGGGAGCAAUCAGGAAACCCCGAUGGACAUCCAGUUGUGUUUCUUCACGGAGGGCCGGGAGGAGGGACAGCUCCUAGUAAUAGGAGAUUCUUCGAUCCUGAGUUCUAUCGGAUUAUUCUGUUUGACCAGAGAGGUGCAGGAAAGAGUACACCACAUGCUUGCUUGGAGGAAAACACCACAUGGGACCUUGUGAGUGACAUUGAAAAGCUACGAGAACAUUUGAAAAUUCCGGAAUGGCAGGUUUUUGGUGGAUCAUGGGGAAGCACUUUAGCACUUGCAUACAGCCAGUCUCACCCUGAUAAGGUUACUGGUUUGGUCCUUAGAGGGAUUUUUCUGUUGCGGAAAAAGGAGAUUGACUGGUUUUAUGAAGGUGGUGCUGCUGCUAUAUAUCCUGAUGCUUGGGAGGAGUUCAGAGAUCUAAUUCCAGAAAACGAGAGAGGUUGCCUUGUGGACGCAUAUCACAAGAGACUGAACUCCGAUGAUAUGGAAACCCAAUAUGCAGCAGCAAGAGCUUGGACUAAAUGGGAAAUGGUGACUGCUCAUCUUCUUCCGAAUAAUGACAACAUUCAAAGAGCAGAAGAUGAUAAAUUUUCAUUGGCGUUUGCAAGGAUUGAAAAUCACUACUUUUUUAACAAGGGUUUCUUUUCAUCGGAUUCAUACUUGCUAGACAAUGUUGAUAAAAUACGACAUAUCAAGACCACCAUUGUUCAGGGAAGGUAUGAUGUAUGCUGUCCUAUGAUGUCUGCUUGGGAUCUGCACAAAGCAUGGCCAGAGGCAAACCUCAAGAUUGUUGAUGAUGCUGGGCACUCGGCAAAUGAGCCCGGAGUAGCAGCAGAACUCGUGGCUGCCAAUGAAAAGAUUAAAGCACUCGUGCGUUGAAGUAUUUGAUAUAAUGAAGCUGCUUAUGUAGUUCGUUUCUUUAGCACCUAGCUUGGGCAUUCACAGAGUUUGUUGUGAACGCGAACCAAAUGUUAUUUUCACCGAACCCAAAAUAAAGAAAAUUUUUAAGUU